CGCUCCACUUUGACCCGUGACGUACCGGAAGUUUGCGCGUGACGUUAUCCGUCUUUGUCCGUCACAGGAGCAGCUAAACGGUGUUGAAAAAAAUGAACCCCGAAUAACACAGAAUGUGAAGCCAGCGAUAUUUCACACCGUGAUUCCUCACAGUCUCGUCAGUUUCUGUGAAGAUGUGCGAUCUGAGCUCCGCGCUCAUUGAAGAGGGCUGGUACCUUACAGAUGAAGGAAUAGAGGAGUGUAAAAGUUCUUCAGAGAAGGAGAAAACAUCACUGACUGACAUCAUCCAAGUAGCGUUAAAUAAUGAUCUGAGACCCAUAGGAAAGAGCUUUCUGCCGGCGGACAUCAACAGUGGCCGAAUAGAAAAGUUGGACGGUCCGUGUGUCCUCCAGGUGCAGAAGAUUCGUAAUGUCGCUGCUUCUAAAGACCACGAGGAGUCGCAGGCGGCCCCCAGAAUGCUCCGUGUGCAGAUGACAGACGGACACACACUCUGCACCGGCCUCGAGUUUAAACAUCUGUCCAAAAUCAGUCUGAACACGCCGCCUGGAACCAAAGUGAAGCUCCUGGGGGUCGUUCAGGUUAAGAACGGCAUCCUGCUAUUGGACGAUUCCAAAAUCGACGUUCUCGGAGGCGAGGUGGAUCACAUGAUUGACAAGUGGGAGUUUCAGAGGAGCCUGGCCAAGCACAACCGCAGAAACAUCGGUGCCGAAGGUGGACCUCCUCCGUUCGUUCCCUUCGGACAGAAAUGUGCUCAUAAGGAGCAGGUGGACAGCAGAGCCCUGGAUCAGAGGAAGACCCUUCAAAGCACAAACGCUGUCAAAUCUGCGGACGACAACGACGAGUUUGAGAAACAAAGAACCGCUGCUAUCGCUGAGGUCGCCAAGAGCAAAGAGACGCGUACGUUUGGCGGUGGAGGCAAUGCCGGAGGAAACCUUGCCAAUCCAGGAUCCUCCUACAGGAGUCGAGACUCCUAUCAAAGAAGAAGAGAGGAGAGAGAGAAGCCCUGGACGGAGAACAAGUCAGAAGGAGUUUACAGAGAUUUGGUUGAUGAGCGAGCUUUGAGGGACAUCAUGGAGAUGGGCUUCAACCGUGAGGCGGCCAGAGAAGCCUUGCUGGAUCACAACAAUAACCUGGAGACGGCCCUCAACUUCCUCCUCACCGGAACAAACCAGCCCAAAGCGGCCCAGACCGAGCAGAGCCGCCCGCCUCCACGAGGAAAGGGUCGUGGACGGGGACGUUCCAGAACGGAUGAGGAUGAGGAAGCAGGAGGAAGACCGUCUGGGCCCAGCACACUGUUUGACUUCCUAGAGUCUAAAAUGGGGACAUUCUCCAUUGACGAGUCAAAGAACCAUCAUUCACUACAAGACCACCCAGGAAAGAUGACGUUCCCCACCACCGAUCACCUCUCCAGAGACGCCGGCCCGUUCAAACACCCUCCUCGCAGUGAGGGACGGUCGCAGAGAAACGACAGGCCUCCACGCUUCCAGAGGGACGGAGACUUCCCUAAACCAACCCCAGCCUCUUCCACCUUCUCCCAGCCGCAGAAAUGGAGGGAUGGCGAGCGAACGGGAAGAGGAGGAUCAGAGCGAUGGAAGAACGACAGUCAAGAUGCUAGAAUUGCAUUCUCCUCGACGGCGGGGAAGCCCAGGGAGACGCAAGGAAAGGAACACAGUGGGUCGAAGGCUUUCCAGCAGGAACCUCAUAACGGUGGAUGGAAAGAGCAUGAUGGGACAGGAUGGCCUGAAAGGAGAAACCAAUCAAAUGGAUCCACGGCACCCAAACCCUCAAACCCUGCUGUAUCCGGUCCAGAUCCUAAAGCCAGAAAUGAGGCGAACAACAGAAGGAAAGGCAAGCCAGAAAGGCCAAACUCGGGCUACUUUGAGCGUUCCCAGGAUGCAAUGAAAAAAGACUUUUCGCAGGAUGUGGGAUCAGGCCAGUUCAUUAAAGUGACUGGGGUUUCAAACACGCAGAUCCCUAAUGGCGAUUUAGAGCUCAGACGGACCGGUCCAAUCAAACCACAGUCUUCAGGCCCGCCUCAAAAGCAGACCCACACGCAUAACUCCGCCCCCAGAAAGAGAUCCGGGCCAAUCAAAGGUCAGAGAGAGCCAGCGGACGCCAAUAAUUACGAAAACUGGAAAGCUGGUGACCAGUGUCUCGCGCUCUACUGGGAAGACAAUAAGUUUUACCGGGCGAGAAUCGACGCUGUCCACCCUUCGGGCUCGACGGCUGUGGUCGUGUUCAGCGACUACGGAAACUGCGAAGAAGUUCUGCUUCACAAUAUCAAACCUCUGCACAUGGAUGUGUGGGACAGACAGGACAGGAGUAGCUCAGAGUUAAAGCACUGAAGGGUCGUGAGGACUGAAGUCAGUGAUAUAGCGUCUCGUGUCUUCCCUUAUCUGCAAACAUCGGACCGGUGUGCCAUCCCUCCAGCUUCAUUUGUUGUAGCCAGUGAAGCGAACACAGUAAGUCGAUAGCAUCCGCCUGAAACCGAGAUCUCUGCGGUGGGCCGAUAUCAUUUUUCACAUUACAAAAGACACUAUGAACAACAUCUCAUCCGUAGCCAAAGACUCGCUCAGAAUAACAACGUCAA
This is a messenger RNA of Rhinichthys klamathensis goyatoka, 2590 nucleotides long. RefSeq names its product tudor domain containing 3 (gene tdrd3). Gene Ontology annotation, cellular component: nucleus. The transcript is spliced from 13 exons. The record is from RefSeq and is a predicted model, not a curated record. NCBI's taxonomy places the organism in Eukaryota, Metazoa, Chordata, Actinopteri, Cypriniformes, Leuciscidae. The coding region runs from base 174 to 2345 and encodes 723 amino acids. Gene Ontology annotation, molecular function: protein binding.